GGUCUCUAUAUUUCACCUUUGGUACCCUACGUCAACGAUUUAAAUCGUACGUGUCUAUUCUCUUACGUUACUCUCUUUCUCUAUACAAAUCCUGUAACCUGAAAAGUUAUUCCACAACAUAUUGACCAUGGGUGGAUAUUUAAUAAUUCUUGUUGUACAGUGUGUUCUGAUAAGUGUUUGUAAUUCUCAACAACGUGUAGCACCUGGUGUUCCUCCACAACAGUACCAGCAACCGCAGUACCAACCACCUCAGUAUCAACAAGCUCAACCACAGUACCAACAACAGCAACAGUUUCAGCAAGUACCUGCCCAGCAACAGCAAGUGCCUGUCCAACAACAAGUACCUGUGCAGCAAGUGCCCGUACAACAGCAAGUUCACCAGGCUCAACCUCACGGACACCAUUCUCAACAUGCUCCACCUCACCCAGAUCAAGUUCUCAAUACUGCCAAUAUAGCCCAGGAGAAAGAACACAUUGCGGAACAUUUCGAUGUACCUAUUGACACGAGUAAAAUGACAGAGCAAGAAUUACAAUUCCAUUACUUUAAAAUGCACGACGCUGAUAAUAAUAAUAAAUUGGACGGGUGCGAACUCGUGAAAUCCCUCUUACAUUGGCACGAUGCAGAGGGCGGUGUAACAAAAGAAACCACCCAGAAAAUAUACACAGAUGAAGAAUUAAGUACAUCAAUUGAAGCUGUCCUUAAUCUUAUGGAUGCUAAUAAUGAUGGUUAUAUAGAUUAUACAGAAUUCAAAAAUCCAAAACUUACAACGUAAUAAACAUUGUACAAUACUUAUAUAUUAUCUCACAUGAUGUAUAUAGGUAUUACUUUAGUUGCCAAAUGAAGUACCUCUGCUUUUAAUGUUUACUAGUUUCGAUUAGUUAUGUAAUUUUAAAUGUUGCAAGAAUCAUUUUUGCAGAUUACACAGUUACUUCCCAUUCUGAAGGUGCCUUUUCUCAACUUGACGAUUUUAUCAUUUACACCUAUUGUCUUCAAAAGCCAAGAUCUACGAGUUGAUAAAUGGCAUUUGCGAGUUGGCGAAGAGUAUAGACCAUCAUACCCAUAUUUUUGUUUUUGCAAAAUGUGAUACUUCUAAGACUUGUUAAAUAGGAAAAUAUUAUAUUUGUUAUGAUUUUUAUUGUAAUCUGCUCUAGCAUAAUUUUUUAAGAUAAUUGUUUCUUUCAUUCCCAUCUCUUUGAUCUGGGUAAACUACUAUUGUACGACUACCUAUAAUUGUAAGGGCGUCCAAAAACGAGACUGGUAGCUGUAAGUGUUGAUUAUCCAAAUUAAAUGUUGUAAAUCUUUGAUAUGAAUUUUUAAAAAAUAAAAUGUCGCUAUUCUUC
Photinus pyralis (common eastern firefly) is the source of this 1340-nucleotide messenger RNA. Its product is annotated as multiple coagulation factor deficiency protein 2 homolog. The transcript has 6 exons. NCBI's taxonomy places the organism in Eukaryota, Metazoa, Arthropoda, Insecta, Coleoptera, Lampyridae. Gene Ontology annotation, molecular function: calcium ion binding. Bases 128 to 772 code for a protein of 214 amino acids. The record is from RefSeq and is a predicted model, not a curated record.